Messenger RNA from Trypanosoma cruzi, 1002 nucleotides. RefSeq names its product LA RNA binding protein, putative. Gene Ontology annotation, molecular function: RNA binding. The transcript has a single exon. Bases 1 to 1002 code for a protein of 333 amino acids. Lineage: Eukaryota; Euglenozoa; Kinetoplastea; Trypanosomatida; Trypanosomatidae. Gene Ontology annotation, cellular component: nucleus; ribonucleoprotein complex. Gene Ontology annotation, biological process: RNA processing. The record is from RefSeq and is a predicted model, not a curated record.
AUGACAAUUUCUUCAGAUGUGCGAUUGAAGCUGCAGCGGCAGGUGGAGUUUUACUUUAGCGACGUCAACGUGCAGAAGGAUGUGUUUUUAAAAGCCAAAAUGGCUGAAAACGCGGAAGGUUUUGUUCCUUUGGGAACGCUCUUGACAUUUAACCGUGUGAAUUCCGCCACGAAGGAAGUUGCUGAGCUUGCGGCGGCAAUUCGGCCAAGCGAGAAGCUGGUGCUGAGCGAAGAUGGCCUUAUGGUGCGUCGCAGAGAUCCCUUGCCGGAGUCCAUCCAGACCGACGAGCAAACCGUGUAUGUAAAGCCGCUGCCCCCAGGCGCGACUCUGGAAGAGCUCACAGAGUUCUUCAGUCAAUAUGGCACCGUUCAGGCCGUUUGGCGCCGCUACUUCCCGGGCAAGAAGGAUGCAGAGCCUGAGGCUCGCACGAAGCCGUCUGUUUUUGUGGUCUUUGGCACAAAAGAAGAGGCAGAGGCAUUGAAGGCGUCCCCACCCAUGCAUAAUGGAGUGCAGCUCACGGUGGAGAUGAAGAAGGAGUACCUUGAGAAGAAGGCAGAGGAAAUAGCCGCCAAAAACAAGGGCCGCAAUCGUCAGCCUCAGACCCCGCAAGACCAGCCGGUCGCAAAAGAGGCCCGGAAAACGCCUUCCAUGCCGUUGAAGAGUAGUUACCGUGUCACGGGGUGUGGUGUAAUGGAGGGCUAUUCCGGCGUCAAGGAGCUCUGGCCUGCGGAGGAGCGGGCUGGAAUCCGCUACGUGUUCAUGCCGGACGAGGAAACGGCCCUCCUCAUCUUCCAGGACCCCGCAACGGGGGAGAAGAUGGUGGCGGACCUCAAGCAGCGUGGGACAACCCUCAACGGCAAGCAGCCGGAGGUGCAGAAACUGGAGGACGCGGACGAAAAGAAGCUUUUGCUGAACGUUGAAAAGGAAAUUGCCGAUCGAGCAAAAAAACACCAGAAAGGACGAACUGGCGGCCGCCAGGGGCAUAAACGCCCUCGCGAGUAA